AUGGGCAAAUCACUGGCUCACUCCUCGCUCCACUCUUUUCCCUCAUCAUCUUCUUCAACUUCAUCAUCUUUUUUAUGUCCCAUAACUGUAUGCUCUUCUCUUCACACUCAAUUGCUUACAAACUCAGAAAUCUCAAUUCUUUUCUCAGUUUCCUCUUGUUCUUCCAAGCUCCAAUUCAUUCAACAACACUCCACUGCCACAACUACAACACUAAAGCAUCCAAUUUUGCUCUUCACUGCCCUUGAUACGCCCCCUGUUGACGCCCAAUCCUUUCUUGCCACUGUUAGUGUCUUGGCUGCCACUGCUCUCUCCCUAUUUCUUGGCCUCAAGGGGGAUCCUGUUCCUUGUGACAAGUGUGCUGGAAAUGGUGGUACCAAAUGUGUCUUCUGCAAUGAUGGUAAGAUGAAAAUGGAAACAGGGAUAGUUGAUUGUAGGGUCUGCAAAGACGCUGGUUUGAUGCUGCGUAAGAAGUGCGGAGGUUCCGGGUAUGCAAGACGUUUGUAA
Molecule: messenger RNA, 504 nt
Organism: Coffea arabica (coffee)
Lineage: Eukaryota; Viridiplantae; Streptophyta; Magnoliopsida; Gentianales; Rubiaceae
Source: RefSeq, a predicted model, not a curated record